AUGAAUUUUCAAGAGAGGCUUCGAAGCCUGUGGACUCUAUCCUCUCGAGUUUGGGCUCCUCCUUUGCCGUGGAUGGGCGCCCCAAUGCACAAGGCUGCCCUCCCCUGCCUGAGUCUCAUCCUGCUUAUCUGGAGCCAGGGUCCAGGGGUCCAAGGCCAAGAAUUCCGAUUUGGGACCUGCCAAGUGGAGGGAGUAGUUUUCCAGGAACUGUGGGAAGCCUUCCGGGCCAUGAAGGACAUUGUGCAAUCUCAGGAUAAGAUCAAGAGUGUCCGGCUGCUGCGGAAAGAGGUUCUGCAGAACAUCUCGGAUGCUGAGAGCUGUUACCUCAUCCGUGCCUUGCUGAACUUCUACUUGAAUACCGUUUUCAAAAACUAUCAUAAGAAGGCAGCUGAAUUCAGGAUCCAGAAGUCAUUCUCUACUCUGGCCAACAAUUUUAUUGUCAUCCUGUCAAAACUGCAACCCAGUCAGGAGAAGUUUUCCACUAGUGAGAGUGCACGCAGGCGGUUCCUGCUGUUCCAGGGAGCAUUUAAACAGCUGGACAUAGAAGCAGCUCAGACCAAAGCCUUUGGAGAAGUGGACAUUCUUCUGACCUGGAUGCAAAAGUUCUACCAGCUCUAG
Phyllostomus hastatus (greater spear-nosed bat) is the source of this 618-nucleotide messenger RNA. It is a transcript of the gene IL24, whose product is annotated as interleukin 24. The transcript is spliced from 7 exons. NCBI's taxonomy places the organism in Eukaryota, Metazoa, Chordata, Mammalia, Chiroptera, Phyllostomidae. The record is from RefSeq and is a predicted model, not a curated record. Bases 1 to 618 code for a protein of 205 amino acids.